CGACUCGUAGGUAAUGCGUCCUGGCAACGGGCAAGAGCAUUAGAGACGCUAGCUAGCAAGCUAGCGCAAUAAUUAGCCUGUUAGCUCUAUAUGAGGAGAACAGUAAGUCGAAAUCGGAUUAAACUACUUCUUCAAUCGCAAUACCUUUUGGUGUGAAGGAUAUACUGUGACGCGGAGAUGGCUAUAAAUAACCCAUCGGUGUUUCUACUUAUGAUCAACGGACAAAUUGAAGGAGCGAAUUUUCCAGAGUAUGACGACCUGUAUUGCAAAUACUGCUUCGUCUACGGACACGACUGGGCUCCCACGUCGGGCUUAGAAGAGGGCAUUUCUCAGAUCACCUCUAAAGGGAGAGAAUCUCCUCAUAGGCUGGUGUGGAACUUCCCUUUGGAGAUUACCUUCAAGAGCACCAACCCCUUUGGCUGGCCUCAGGUGGUGGUGAGCGUGUAUGGACCUGAUGUGUUUGGUAAUGACGUGGUGAGAGGUUAUGGAGCCAUGCACAUCCCGUUCACACCAGGACAACACACAAGAACCAUCCCCAUGUUUGUUCCUGAGUCUACAUCCAGGCUACAGAAAUUCACUAGCUGGCUGCUGGGAAGACGUCCCGAGUACACAGAUCCUAAGGUGGUGGCGCAGGGGGAAGGACGAGAAGUGACGAGGGUUCGCUCACAGGGUGUCGUCACGCUGUCUUUCAACAUCAUCACCAAAGACAUGAAGAGACUGGGCUAUGACACGACACCCACAGACGGCGUGCACAUGCACACGGCUUCAGCAACACAGGCAGCAGGACAGCAGCUGUACAGCCUGUAAUGUACAAGACACACACAACCCACUGCGAAGGAUGGCGACUGGAGUAGUCCUUCACACACAACCAUGGACACACUCCAAGAGUGACUCACUAACACUUCAAUAAGGGACUAUGGAUAUGUGUGGAGACCCAGUCAGACGAGGUUUGCUGUAUGAAAGCAGGUGUGCUAGUGGAUCAGGCUGAUCCUGAGGAGAACUCUAGCUGACUAUCCACGGUGUGCUUGCUACAGGGGAGUUUUGUAUUUUUGUAUAUUUAUAAUACAUUAUAAUACAUUUAUAAUACUGUAAUUCAUGAAAGGGUUUCCUGUGAUGUCCUUGGUGAGUGGUACUGGAGACCACUGUGCACCAGAAAUGCUCACACUUGAGGUCCACAGCUGAAGUCAGACUUUUUAUUUUUAUGUUUUGCAGCUAGUUCGUUGUGUGACUUGCUGCAGUUUUAGAGGGUGUUAAAAUACCACACUGUGACUCUCCUACUAAAAACCAGUACACAGAAUAAGGUACAGAACAUUAUGUUACAAUAGUACAAAUGAUAAAUUAUAUUAUACAGUUAUAAUGCCAAAGAGUUGAGCACAUAUCCAUAAAAAAGCAGCCUGCUCCUGGGGUUAUGGUAAAUAUACAGACAGACUGGACCAUGAACGUGAUACAGACUUGUUUAUGCUCAAGUCCACAAUGUUAGUCCUCCAUGAUAAAACCCUAACAAUGCACUGACAGAGGAGCUACUUAGCACACACUGAGAUAUAUUCCAGAAGACUCUUCGGCAAAACUAAACAUUUGCACAACCACAAGCGUUUAGUCAUUUCUUUUUUUCUUAAAUCAAAUUAUUUUUUAAUGUUUGCAUAUUUAAAUGUUGCUUAACGGUGUGUGGUCUGUGAGGAGCAUCACCUGGUCCUGCGCCUGAGAGAAGAGGGAUGUCUGCUGGAGGCUGGCUGCUUGGCCGUAGCACCACAGCUGACCAGGAGAGGGCGCUAGCUCACCCAGAGAAAACCAUGGGAACCCUUCACACAGUGAUUUCUGAACAGGGAAGUAAAAUAAGAAAAAAACAGGUUCCUAUGGCAGGGAUUGAUGGAGAGUUUCUACAUGUUAGGGUAAUAAGAAUAACAA
Molecule: messenger RNA, 1905 nt
Organism: Osmerus eperlanus (European smelt)
Lineage: Eukaryota; Metazoa; Chordata; Actinopteri; Osmeriformes; Osmeridae
Gene: b9d1
Product: B9 protein domain 1
Exons: 7
Coding region: 178-807 (209 amino acids)
Biological process (GO): cilium assembly
Cellular component (GO): MKS complex
Source: RefSeq, a predicted model, not a curated record